Oppiella nova is the source of this 318-nucleotide messenger RNA. The record is from the annotation of a GenBank genome assembly. Lineage: Eukaryota; Metazoa; Arthropoda; Arachnida; Sarcoptiformes; Oppiidae.
UCUAUAUUAAUUUUAAUAAGCAUAGCCCUUUAUCUAAGUAAUGUAUCAUCAAAGGAUUUAGUGACUGAUGAACUUAGACGCAACGCGGGCAAUUUCUUUUGUGGUAAAUUAGCGUGUAAAGAUGACGAGGCUAUGACUAGUUUACAAAAGUUUAAAGAAUGUGUGGAGACAGUAUACCCUGAUGAAGUAGCAGCUAUUGUUGCCAUAAGGGAGUCCCAAUUGGGUAACCCGGAUGAGUGUGUGCGACAAAUGCGGACUCAGGUCAACCUUUUCCGUCAUAAUGAUCCUACCGGUGCUCUCCAAGUGCUCGCUUUAGUU